AUGUCCGUUGUUGGUUCCCUCAUAUUUUGCGUCGAUUGCGGUAAUUUACUAGACUCUGUCUCGGCAGCUCCUACCUUGGACUGUGGCGUUUGCAAGAAGUCAUACCCCACAAAGAAGUUUGCCAACCUUAAGGUCAUCACCAAGUCAUCGGACGAUGCUUUCCCUUCAGCCCUCAGAAUGAAGCAGUCUGUGGUGAAGACGUCUUUGAACAGUGAUGAAUUAGACGAAGGUGCCACUAUCAAGGAGAAGUGUGUCAAGUGUGGCAACGAAGAAAUGCAAUACCAUACCUUGCAAUUACGUUCUGCCGAUGAAGGUGCAACAGUUUUCUACACAUGUACCAACUGUGGUUACCGUUUCAGAACCAACAACUAA
This is a messenger RNA of Candidozyma haemuli, 372 nucleotides long. RefSeq names its product DNA-directed RNA polymerase I core subunit (gene RPA12). Gene Ontology annotation, cellular component: RNA polymerase I complex. The transcript has a single exon. Gene Ontology annotation, biological process: termination of RNA polymerase I transcription; DNA-templated transcription. Gene Ontology annotation, molecular function: nucleic acid binding; DNA-directed RNA polymerase activity; zinc ion binding. The coding region runs from base 1 to 372 and encodes 123 amino acids. NCBI's taxonomy places the organism in Eukaryota, Fungi, Ascomycota, Pichiomycetes, Serinales, Metschnikowiaceae. The record is from RefSeq and is a predicted model, not a curated record.